CUGUACUUUCUCACGGCUGCUAUUGCAUUUUUCAACUAAAACAAUUAAUGUUUUGAAAACCUUUUUCGUUUUUAUUAUUCAAUUAUAAAUGUAGUGGUUUAAGGAUAUCAAUAUGAGUGCAAAAAAGGGCAAGGGACCCGUAAUCGACUCGGGCAUAUGUCGUUGUUGCGGAUCAAUGAAGAAAUGUAGAGUUCUAAACGUUGAAUAUAAUAGUUUUGGGAAGAAUGAGGUGUAUUCUGAUAUGAUUAUGGAUUGCUUUGGCUUAUUAUUAUCGCAGCUUGACAGUGUAAUGUCUGAUCGUCUUGUUUGUGCGGUUUGUGUACAUCGAAUAAGAGAUGCAUGUGAUUUCCGACAACAAAUACUUAAAUGUGAAGAGGCAUUUUUACGGGCAAAGAUUUAUGAUGCUGAAGAUGAGGAACAACCAUUGGAGCCGCCAAAAUUGGAGGUCAAGACUGAACAUUUAGAAGAAGAUGAUAGAUCUCCAUCACCAACAUUGGACAUUGAAGAUAUACCUCUCAGUGAUAUUAAAAAAGAAAUGAAUCCGUUAUCCGUCAAGCCGGAAGCAAAAGUUGAGGAAAUAAAGGAUGUUAAAAUACCACCCGUGCCCCCGAAGCCAAAAAUAAUUAAGAAGAAAUGUCUUCCUCAACCUAAACUGCCCAUGUCGAUGUUACAACAGAAAAUUCGAGAACAAGAUCCAUCUUACACAUCCAAAUCAAACAUAUACACAAUAGUUGAGAACUCCUUCGCUUGCCCCUUCAGAUGCCGACACAAUAACCUGUUAUGCUACUACUGUGCUGAAACAUUCACCGAUCCAGAACUACUAAGAAAUCAUACAGUAUCACACAAAACAAAGAAUUUUUUCAUGUCGGAGAGGAAUUCCACCCUCAAACUUGAUGUUACAAGAAUUGAUUGCCGACUUUGUCCAACCAAGAUCAAUAGCUUGGAUGAUUUCAAGCACCAUAUAUCAAGUGUACACUCCAAGAAGUUUUACUUCAAUGCAAAGGACAACAUCCUUCCAUUCCGGUUGCUCAAGGAGGACACCAAAUGUGCCAUAUGUGACCGUACAUUCCCCUACUUCCAUGCCCUAAAUAGACACAUGAAUGAACAUUACAACAAUUAUGUGUGUGAAUUGUGUGGUUUGGGGUUUGUGGACCGGGCCAGGUUUCUUGUGCAUCAACAGAGACAUGAAAAAGCAAGUGUACCGUGUGAGAUUUGUGGUAAAGUGUUUAGAAUGGUCAGUUAUAAGGAAGUGCAUGUCGAUAGAGUUCAUAAUAAAAGGGGCAGGGUUUAUUGUCCUAAGUGUGAUGUGACGUUUAUGAGUUAUCAGCAGAAGUUGAAACAUUUAGUGCUAGUUCAUGGUGAGGAACCGUUGUCCUUUCCAUGUAAUUUGUGUGAUCGAGUGUUUGAUACAAGACGGAUGUUCACAAUACAUAAGAGGAAGGUGCAUUUGAAGGAUUUCAGAUAUGAAUGCCAAUGUUGUGGCCAGAAAUUCUUCACUCGAUCAGCACUCAACAAUCAUAUGCCGGUACACACCGGCGAAAGGAACUUUAAAUGCAAAUUUUGUGACAAGUCCUACCCUCGUUUGAAGACUUUGAAAGAUCACAUACGAAUACAUACGAAUGACAGAAGAUAUAGAUGCCAUAUAUGUGGGCAAGCGUUUAUCCAGAAUUGCAGCUUGAAGGGACAUUUGAAAAGCCAACAUCCGGAGUAUACAUAGUUUUAGACCAUUUAGUAUGGGAAUUAUUACGUAACGCAAUUUUUGGAGAUUAUUGCCCCCCCCCCCCAUGUAACUCGCCGUAACGUUUUUCAGUACACAAGUA
Molecule: messenger RNA, 1820 nt
Organism: Pieris napi
Lineage: Eukaryota; Metazoa; Arthropoda; Insecta; Lepidoptera; Pieridae
Product: zinc finger protein 888-like
Exons: 7
Coding region: 113-1717 (534 amino acids)
Biological process (GO): regulation of transcription by RNA polymerase II
Cellular component (GO): nucleus
Molecular function (GO): DNA-binding transcription factor activity, RNA polymerase II-specific; RNA polymerase II transcription regulatory region sequence-specific DNA binding; zinc ion binding
Source: RefSeq, a predicted model, not a curated record